This is a messenger RNA of Amborella trichopoda, 4498 nucleotides long. RefSeq names its product transcription activator (gene PIR121). Gene Ontology annotation, biological process: regulation of actin filament polymerization. Lineage: Eukaryota; Viridiplantae; Streptophyta; Magnoliopsida; Amborellales; Amborellaceae. Gene Ontology annotation, molecular function: small GTPase binding. The record is from RefSeq and is a predicted model, not a curated record.
UAGGAUCAUUGCCCCCUACAAAUAUCAAAAUUGUAUACCUACAACCAGUACGGCCACGUAUCCCUCGCUAGUUUUACUUAUGUGCCAGGAUGUUGUCGGUUCCCUCUCGCAUUACUUCAGCUAUUUGUUUCUCCCCAAAGUGUCCUGGAUCACUUGCGUAUCUCUCUCUCUCUCUCCUGCUAUCUGAGAAAUCAUGGUCCUCUCUCUAAUUCCUGUGAUCUGAGAAAUCAUGGGCAUGAUUUGAGUGCCUUUUCCGUGGCAGCGUCUAUGUUGUUUCUGUAAGUUCGAUAGUUUCACUUCUCAGAAGUAAUGGCUGUUCCAGUUGAGGAGGCCAUUUCAGCUCUUUCUACCUUUUCUUUAGAGGAUGAUCAACCAGAUGUACAAGGGUUGGCUGUUCAACUGUCUGCUGAAAGAUAUGCUACAAGUAGUCCAAUUGAGUAUGCUGAUGUAGCUGCAUAUCGUUUGUCAUUAGUGGAAGACACAAAAGCCAUUAAUCAACUGAACUCCCUGAUUCAAGAGGGAAAGGAAAUGUCAUCUGUGCUUUAUACAUACCGAAGUUGCGUCAAAGCUUUACCUCAGUUGCCAGAUUCUAUGAAACAAAGCCAAGCAGAAUUGUACUCGGAGACUUAUCAGGUCCUGGACUUGGAGAUGAGUCGUUUGCGAGAAAUUCAGCGUUGGCAGGCUUUGGCAGCAUCUAAAUUAGCAGUGGACAUGCAGCGAUUUUCGAGGCCAGAGAGGCGCAUUAAUGGUCCUACAAUUACUCAUCUCUGGUCCAUGCUUAAGUUGCUAGAUGUUUUACUAAACCUCGAUCAUCUCAAAAAUGCCAAAGCAAGCAUACCUAAUGAUUUUUCAUGGUACAAGAGGACAUUUACCCAAGUCAGUGUUCAGUGGCAGGAUACUGAUUCCAUGAGAGAGGAGUUAGAUGAUUUGCAGAUAUUUUUAAGCACGAGAUGGGCCAUACUACUAAACUUACAUGUGGAGAUGUUCCGCGUCAACAAUGUGGAGGAUAUCCUUCAAGUUCUUAUAGUUUACUGUGUAGAGUCUUUGGAAUCCGAUUUCGCACUUUUGUUUCCGGAGCAUUACUGUCUUCUGCGAGUUUUACCUGUUCUUGUUGUUUUAGCAUCAUCGUCUGAAAAGGAUGGGGAUUCCUUAUAUAAGAGGGUUAAAAUUAAUCGCCUAAUUAAUAUAUUCAAGAACGACCCUGUUAUCCCUGCAUUUCCCGAUCUUCACCUUUCUCCCGCUGCAAUGUUAAAAGAGCUUUCUGGGUACUUCCAAAAAUUUUCAAGCCAAAGUCGCCUUUUAUCACUUCCUGCACCGCAUGAGAUUGGACCCCGAGAGACACAAGACUACCAGAGGCGUUAUUUAAUCAUCAACCACAUUGGAACUAUCCGUUUGGAGCACGACGAUCAUGCGAUACGUUUUGCCUCAGCCAUGAAUCAGGUUAUAUUAAUGAAGUCAACAGAUGGUGCCGAUUCUGAAUGGUGCAAGGAGGUCAAGGGAAAUCUGUAUGAUAUAAUUGUAGAAGGGUUUCAACUUCUCAGUAGAUGGACUGGACGAAUAUGGGAACAGUGUGCAUGGAAAUUUUCUCACCCAUACAGAAAUGCUGAUUCCCAAGAACCACGUGAAAUUUCAGCGGCUUUCUCUGAUUAUGAAAAAGUCGUUCGAUGGAACUAUAUGGUGGAGGAGAGGAAGGCAUUGGUUGAGGUAGUGAGUUAUAUAAAGAGCAUAGGUUCAAUGCUGCAUCAAUAUGAUACAGUUGUGGCAGAUGCUCUAUGGGAAACCAUUCAUGCUGAAGUCCAAGAUUUUGUACAGAACAAAUUAGCGGCCAUGCUGCGAACAACAUCCCGAAAGAAGAAAGACUUGUCCAGGAUUUUGUCAGACAUGAGGACACUUUCAGCAGAUUGGAUGGCGAAUACUGGCAAGUCGGACUCUGGACCUCAAUCCUUGCAACAGGGGGGUGAAGGUUCCAAUGGGAACACUUUUCAUCCAAGAGCAGUGGCACCAACUACUGCCCAGGUGCAUUGCCUCCAAUUUUUAAUUUAUGAGCUCGUUUCUGGUGGUAAUCUGAGAAAAUCAGGAGGCGUAUUUGGAAACAGUGGCUCAGAGGUUAUGCCUAAUGAUUUGAAGCAGUUGGAGACCUUUUUUUACAAGCUCAGCUUUUUCCUCCAUAUUCUGGACUAUACAGUUACACUUGAAACAUUGACGGAUCUUGGUUUUCUCUGGUUCCGGGAAUUUUAUUUGGAGUCCUCUCGGGUUAUCCAGUUUCCAAUAGAAUGUUCUCUUCCCUGGAUGCUGGCGGACUAUGUAAUUGAAACUGAAGAUGGAGGGCUUAUAGAGAGUGUUUUGAUUCCAUUUGAUAUUUAUAAUGAUGCUGCACAACAUGCAUUAGUUGUCUUGAGACAACGCUUUCUGUAUGAUGAGAUAGAAGCUGAGGUGGAUCUUUGUUUUGAUCAACUUGUUUUCAAGCUAAGUGAGAGUAUUUUUGCAUACUAUAAGAGCCAUGCUGCGAGCAAAUUGCUUGAUCCAGCAUUUGUGUUUGCUUCGGAUAAUGCUGAUAAAUAUUCUCUCCCAUCACUCCGAUAUGAUGCUUUACUCAAAAUGAAAAGGGUGAAGCUAUUGGGAAGAAGUGUCGAUUUGAGAAGUUUAAUUGCGCAACGGAUGAAUAAAGCAUUUCGAAAGAACAUUGCAUUCCUAUUUGAUCGCUUCGAUUCACAAGAUAUUUGUGCUGUGGUGGAACUGCAACAACUCCUAGAUGUUUUACGACUCACUCAUCGCCUUCUUUCUGAAUAUCUCACUAUAGACCCAUUCACACCAAUAUUGAUGGAGAUGCAAGAAAAUGUUUCCCUUGCUUCAUUUUCUGGUCGAUUGGCUUCUCAGGUGUUCACAGAGAUGCAGAAUGACCUCUUGCCCAAUUUUAUUCUUUGUAAUACAACUCAGCGGUUUGUUCGUUCCCCAAAAAUGCUCCACCAACCCAUUCAAAAGUCAUCUGUCCCUCAGGGAAAGCCUAGUUUCUAUUGUGGUUCUCAAGAGUUGAAUGUUGCAUACCAUAGUUUUGCGCAGCUAUACAGCAAGUUUUUUGGACUACCUCACAUAUUUGCUAUACUUAAACUUCUGGGAUCUAGAUCAAUCCCAUGGCUUAUUAGAGCUUUGCUUGAUCUUCUAACAGUCAAGGUGAACUCACUGGAAUCAAAGAUUAUGGUAUUGCAAGAAUCAUUUCCGAAGUCAAUUGGAUUGGUGCCAUUUGAUGGUGGCGUUGCAGGUUCUUUGAGAGUUAUCCAUGAACAAUUACAUUGGGCAUCAACAUCGGAAUUCAAAGUUGAAAUUCUCCAUUGUUUGAAGGAGAUUGGGAGCAUACUUUUCUGCAUGGGCCUUUUUGACAUUGUUCUGAGAGAAGUUGAGACAACCCAGUUCUUGCAGAUCGCUCCAUGGUUGGGUUUGGUUCCUGGAAAUGAAGGACAAGUGCAGCAAGAUCUAAAGGAAAAUGGCAAUAGCCCUAUCAUCAGCCUCUUUAAAUCUGCAACUACUGUGAUUGCAACAUUACCAAGUUGUCCAAGUCCAUCAUCUUUCUUGACCAUGUCAAAGCAAGCAGAAGCUGCUGAUGUAUUUUACAAGAACAACCUGCAUUCAGGAAGUGUGCUUGAAUAUUCUCUUGCGUAUACAAGUGCGGCAUUGGACAGGCUCCGCAGCAAAUGGAGCUCUAAUCCCAAGACUGGCUUCAUUGACAUCACAACCUCAAAGGAUUUCUACCGAAUUUACGGCGGCCUUCAAUUUGUAUGUAUGGAAGAGUCCCUUCAAGAUGCCUCAAGAAAGCAUGAAUGCUUAGGGGAUUCUGUGGCUUGGGGUGGCUGUUCAAUUAUAUACUUGCUUGGUCAACAGCUGCACUUUGAACUUUUUGAUUUUUCCUAUCAACUUCUUAAUGUAGCAGAGGUGGAAAAUACAAGCAGUGGUCAAUCCAUGUCUUCAGAUAGAACCAAGAAUACCCACUAUCCCCAGGGGUGGGAGAACUUGAUAGAAGGUGCAAAGAAAGUGAGAAGAUUGAACAACCAUGUUUUCUCAAUGUUGAAAGCUCGUUGCCCAUUUGAGGACAAGACAGCAUGUGCAAUUAAACCUAGUGGUGCCCCUCUCCCUCGGGUCAAGUACGAAAACACUGUUUCAGCAUUCGAGACACUACCACAGAAAGCCAAAAUUUCCUCAUCUUUUGGUUGAUUGAAGCUUAUCUUUAAGCUUUAGUCACUCCUAGCAUUUUUACAUCUAUGUUUUGUUCAUUAACUCGUGUAUGUAAUCAGAGUGUUGUAAUCUUUGUGAUGCUAUGUUGGAAUUGAGCAUCCAUAUAUUCUUAUUCAUGGAAUGGAGGCUUCAUUCACUACGUCUAAAGUUUCAUGUACUUUAUUGUAUGUUAAGGCCAAUAAUAUCACAUUGUUUGGUGCGUAUAGCAUGUAGCCCCAGGAGUUUGCUGCCCACUUACUCGCUUGGAUAAAAAACUUACUUUGGAGCUGAA